This is a messenger RNA of Monopterus albus (swamp eel), 4408 nucleotides long. RefSeq names its product oxysterol binding protein-like 5 (gene osbpl5). Lineage: Eukaryota; Metazoa; Chordata; Actinopteri; Synbranchiformes; Synbranchidae. Bases 279 to 2927 code for a protein of 882 amino acids. The record is from RefSeq and is a predicted model, not a curated record. The transcript is spliced from 24 exons. Gene Ontology annotation, molecular function: cholesterol binding. Gene Ontology annotation, cellular component: cortical endoplasmic reticulum; cytosol; membrane.
CGCAGCAAGAGGCGCAGUCCACUCUACGCUCUCCAUGUUGGAACUGAGCAACUUGUCCAGCCGACCCCAACCGUCAGCCACAGCCCUCCUGCAGUUCCCUGAAGUCUAGUUGUCUCACACUGUCCCCGUGAUAUGUCGCUGGACGGGGAAGGAAGCUCGGAAACAACUAUAUGAACGCUGUCCUGGUCGAUGCACAGUGAGACAGGCUGCUCCAACAAAGGGUUCUGGAUGCUUUGUCUCCUGCUGCUCAGGUGAAAGAGGAAAAGCAGGUUGUCAGGAUGAAGGAAGAGAAUUUGUUCCAUCGGAGGUUUUCUCUGUGCCCCAGCACCACCUCCCCGCCCAAAAUUGACGCCCGCUCCCUCACCCGGAACCUGUCUUAUGGAGGAGACAACGACCUCUACAACUUCAGCCCAGGCAGAGAGACAGACAGGGACGGUCUCUCCAUGCUGAGUAAUGAACUUAGCCCUGCCCAAUCACCAGGCAGCAAGAAUAACCAAAGUGCCUGUGUGGACUCACCAAAUACUAUGUCUGAGUCCAGGAUGUUUGAUGGUGUUGAGAAGGAUUGCCCCUCCCCCACAGAGAAGCUGGCCCGAAAGGAGUCUCUCAAGGUUCAAAAGCAGAAUUACAGGCAGGAGAAGAAACGGGCAACUAGAGAACUGUUCAGUGCACUGAAGGACCCUAGUGUUGUCAUCAUGUCCAGCUGGCUGAAGAUCCGUGGCUCUUUAAAGAGUUGGACCAAGCUGUGGUGUGCCCUUAAGCCUGGAGUUCUUUUGAUUUACAAGACGCCCAAAACGGACCACUGGGUGGGCACCAUACUCCUCAGUGCAUGCAAGCUGAUUGAGAGACCCUCCAAGAAGGACGGCUUCUGCUUCAAGCUCUACCACCCACUGGACAAAUCCAUCUGGGCUGUCAAGGGUCCCAAAGGAGAGAAUGUUGGCUCCAUCACGCAGCCUCUACCCAGCAACUACCUGAUCUUCAGAGCUGCCUCAGAGUCUGAUGGCCGGUGCUGGAUGGAUGCCCUGGAGCUAGCUCUCAGCUGCUCCAGUCUCUACAAGCUGACAGCCAAAGGAGGGAGAGAAGGAGAUAUCAGCACAUCAUCAGAGUCCUCCCAUAUACUCCACCUGCUGCAGUCUACUGCACUCACUGACACAGAGGUGCUACAGUUGAAUGACACCCUAUUGCUGGGCAAUCACCACAUGGAGCAUGACGGUUUUUCAGACAAAUCAGAGCGCGAGGCUCAUGACGACUGGGACACUGCAGCCAAUGAGAACGGUGGAAGGCUGACAGAGGAGAGUGACAUGGACCAAUCAGAUGAGCUCUCCCCUGGGCCGCAGGCCACAGCCUACGUCGAGCAGAGCACAGAGGAGAUGGCUGAGGCUGGAGAGGCGUCCCAGGUGGAGACUGUAUCAGAUGAGAACAAGGGGCUUAUCUGGGGUUUGCUGAAGCAGCUACGGCCGGGCAUGGACCUGUCCAAGGUGGUGCUGCCUACCUUCAUUCUGGAGCCACGCUCUUUCCUGGAUAAGCUGUCUGACUACUACUACCACGCUGAUCUGCUCUCACAAGCUGCACUUGAGGAGAGUGCAUACAGCCGGAUCAAGCAGGUGCUGAGAUGGUACUUGUCUGGCUUCUACAAGAAGCCCAAGGGUCUGAAGAAGCCAUACAAUCCAAUCCUGGGGGAAACAUUUCGCUGCUGCUGGCUCCAUCCUCAAACUGACAGCUGCACUUUCUACAUAGCAGAACAGGUGUCCCACCAUCCACCCAUCUCUGCCUUCUAUGUCUGCAAUAGGAAGGAUGGUUUUUCUAUCAGUGGAAGCAUCCUGGCCAAGUCCAAGUUUUAUGGUAAUUCCCUGUCAGCCAUUCUGGAUGGCAAAGCCAGGCUGCUGUUCCUGAGCAGGGAUGAGGAGUAUGUCAUAACCAUGCCCUAUGCUCACUGUAAAGGGAUCCUGUAUGGGACUAUGACACUGGAGCUAGGCGGGAAGGUCACCAUUGAGUGUGAGAAAACAAAAUGUUUCACAGAGCUGGAGUUCAAACUGAAGCCUUUCCUUGGAGGCUCCUGUUCCGUGAAUCAAAUCAACGGGAAGAUCUUCGUUGGAGAGGAGCUAGUGGCCACAGUCGAUGGACACUGGGACAGCAAGGUGUUCAUUCAUGAGAAGUGCUCAGGCCAGCAGGAGACGCUGUGGAACCCAAGUCCAGACAUUCGCAGCAGCCGUCUUAAGAGACAAGUGGUGCAAAUCGACCAGCAGGGAGAGUUUGAGUCUGAAAGAUUGUGGCAGUAUGUGACCAGUGCCAUCAUGGAUCGGGAUCAGCUACGGGCCACUCAGGAGAAAUUUGUGCUGGAGGAAGCUCAGCGGAGAGAGGCCAAGGACAGAGGAGACAAACCUUGGGUCCCACACCUUUUCCAUCAACACCCAAUCACCUCUGAGUGGACCUAUAUACACAUGGACAAGCAACCGUGGGACCCGGAGCGCUGUCUGGUUCAGUUUGAGAAGGAUGGAGUGAUUCAAACACAGGAAAAAAGCCAGAGACAACACAACGGCCUCUCCUACAGCCACAGCUGGGCCAGCCAGCAGAAGGAUGAGGUGAAUAGGAAGCACCGGAAGGCCAGCAGCCAGCCAUCCAGCUGCAGCCAGAACACCGAGAGCAGCAGCACCACACCAGAGCCCACACACGAGUCCUCGGACAAUGAAGGGUUUUCAAACCAAUGUGCACGGUGCAAUAAAGAAGUGAAGGACAUCGCCCUGAUAGAGGCCUCCAUCACAUCUAUACAGAAGACACAGCAGGACAUUCAGAGGAACCUGGUGGCUCUGGGUCAUCAGCUGGCUCGCCAUAGAAUGGCAGAUGACGGCAUGUCGUUAACAGGCCGUCACUGUCUCAUCCUCUGUGUUCUGCUCAUCUCUCAGCUCCUCAUCAACUAUGUCUUCACCUGAUCCCGCUCCUCGGGGAGGAGUUUCCCUCAUGCAUUGAUCUGGCAUUAAAAGCACAGACACUAACAGGGGAAGGAGGGGCCGAGACUUCAGAUCAGUGCCAGGAGGGCAACUUUGUCCCUUACCCUCCUAGAGGGGAGAAGCAAGGACCUUGCAGCAAUAAACACAGCCAUCACCUGUCAGUCAUCUGCAGAGAGGAACGGCACCCUCUAGUGUAGCCAGACUGAAACAGCACCGGCACCCACGCACUUUGGACAGGACAGGAAGAGCCAAAAGGAUUUUAAAUAAAACGUUAAAAUGUAUGAUCAAGAUGAAGAAUGAUUUUACUAAAAGAAAUGACAGAAAGGAUGUUUGUCCAUUCCGUAGUGUCUUUUUUUAUAUUACCCUGCAAUACUGUUUAUCUGUGAGUAUGUGUGUCCUUUGUACCUACAGUCAGCCCUAUGGGCGCAGGCACAUCACCACUUGGACCUCUCCUACUCCCAUUCCACUCUAGAUUUUGGGCCUUAUCACUGAAGCCAAAAAGAAGAAGAAACACAACACAAAAAUCUUCCAACAGUGCAAUUUUGUAUCGAUGUACACUCAAAUACACUCUGUCUUGUCUUUUGAUGAAGAUUUUACCAAAACAGUAUUUAUAAUCUGAAAGGACAAACAGCACUUGUUUACAAGGACACAGGAAGGAAGGUUAAGAGGAAUGCGGCAGGGCAGAGAGCCACACUGUGUGUCUUUGUACUUGUUCCUGUAGCAUAGUGUUGCUUUUGGUCUAGACCAUGACACUAGUGUGGACAGUUGGUUACAUAAAAAAAAACUGUGUGGAGGAAAGGACGGAGGGGAUGAUGAGUAGAACAACAAGACAGGAAUUGGACACUGUGCAUCUUGGUCCACAACAUGUUCAAGUGACUGAAGAUAUGAACACCUAGUAAUGAAUAGUUUUAUUUCUUUGAAUCUGUUUGUAAAUAUAUGUCUGGUGGUCUGCGUUUCAAACUUAGAUUUCAGAAUGUAUUUAUUGGGUGAUUAGCCUUGACUUUCCUAAUCUAAUUCAGUUUGGAGGACGGAGACCAGGGGUAACAAUCGCUCUCCCAGGGUUGUGUGGGUUUUCAUAGUUGUCAUAUGUGUGUGUAUGUGUCAGUGUGAGGUGGCACGUGUGUGAGAAAGCCAUUAUGGUUGUGCUAAACAGUGUCACAUCUGUGAUCCUGGUUUUUAUCCAUUGAAUUUCAGUCUGUUACCAAUACUGAUCUAGCCAACGGGAGCAAAUCAGAGAGCACAAGAAGCAAGUUGACUCUUUGAAUACUGUUAUUUACACUUUAGUUUUUAUCUUUUUCUUUUAAUUCUGUUCCUGUUUUCUACUCUACUGCCACACUGUGGGGAUUCUACAUGCCUGAUAUUUUUGUUCUAUUGAACAAAACAACAGAGAACAUGAUGAUGUCUGAUGUUUUCAUUCAUACCUGUUGCAUACUGUAGCACUACAGUAAAACAUUUUAACCCUG